Molecule: messenger RNA, 2700 nt
Organism: Harmonia axyridis
Lineage: Eukaryota; Metazoa; Arthropoda; Insecta; Coleoptera; Coccinellidae
Exons: 2
Coding region: 1-2700 (899 amino acids)
Molecular function (GO): zinc ion binding; nucleic acid binding
Source: RefSeq, a predicted model, not a curated record
AUGUCGGACGCAGAUGGUGCUGCAAGUUCUCAGCCUAGUUCCAGAGGAAGAAGUCCAUCCAGUGAAGUGAGAGUGAGCUGGGUGUACGAACUUAAUAAACAAGAAUUAAUUGAAAAACUAAAAACGUAUAACGUUACUGAUAGUGUUGAUAACCUACGAAAAACGCUCGUCAAAAAACUUCGUGGAAAAAACGAAACUUUCACAAAGAAGGAACUAUACAGGUACGACAUGUUCGACUUUAAUAAAAUAAGUUUUACCCUAAACAAAGACAAUUGGGAAGUUUUUGUCGAAAGACUAGAAUUAAUUUUCGAGUGUCAGUGUAUUCCGCCGGAAAGACAAAGUGCAGAACUGUUAACAAGGGUUUGUCAAGAGACUUUCAUGUUGUUUCGCAAUUUAACUUCACCAAAAAAGGCCAAAGAUCCUUCCUACUCUGAUUUAGUUAAUAUCAUGAACUCUCAUCUUCAUCCAAAGCCUUCAGAAAUUUCCGAAAGAAAUAAAUUCUACGCCACGAAACAAUUACCUUCGGAAUCAAUACACGCAUUCCUUACAAAAUUGAAAGAAAGAUCUUUUUAUUGUAAUUUCAAGGACCUUGAUAUUGCUCUUCGUGAUCAAUUUGUAUUUGGACUUAUAAAUCACGAAACAAAAGUGGAAUUAUUUCGUCAAGAAAAUCUAACAUUUCAAAGUGCAGUGAAGAUAGCGGAGGAUCGAGAAGCAGCUAUAAAAAAUUCCUUAUCAAUGAAGCCCGCUUAUGCUGUGUCUGAAGAUACAAUUUUUUACAUGAAUAAGGCUGGUUCAAAAUAUUCCAAUCAUCAACAAUACAGAGGAAGGGGAAGCGGAAACGCAGAAGGAAAAUUCAAAUCUUCGCAUCCAAACAACGCAGCCGCGGCUUCCACUUCCAAAGACCAGAGCCAGAAACUCAUCAGCGACAAUAGACAAAGACAACACGAUAACAGGAGCAGCUACAGACGAGAAGACAGAAACGGCAGCCGUAGGUCGAAUGUAUCAAACAAUUCUCAGGUACAUAUAACCUCAAAAACGCGUAAUAAUAAUAAAUGUUAUUGUUGUGGUGGAUUUAAUCAUUUCGCAAGAGACUGUAAACUUAAGUGGAAAACUUGUAAUUAUUGUAAUGUAAAAGGUCAUAUUGAUAGAGCAUGUCUAAAAAAACAAAACGGAAUUAAUUUAGUCAAUGACAACUUAUUAGAAAAUGAAGAUUUGGAUAGUUCUGAUUUAGAUUUUUAUUAUAUGCAGCAAAACAAUUUUACUGAAUUUCAGGUAAACAAUAUUGUGGUAGAACCUCAUAGUAUGAAAUUAAUUAUUGAUAAUAAUCAGGUAGAAUUGGAAGUUGAUACAGGUUCACAUGUGACUGUGUUUUCAGAAAAAACUGUAGCUAAUUAUUUUGCAGCUAAGAAAAUUCACAAGGCAGAUAUUUCAUUGUCCAGCUAUGACAGAACAAAGUUGAAUGUAAUGGGUAUGUUGACUGAUCUUAAGGUGCAUUUCGAAGGGGUUGAAGCAAAUUUGAAAGCUUACGUUUUGGCAGGUAACGGGAAAAAUUUAAUAGGAAGGCAAUGGCUUCAAGCCUUGGAUAUGUGGCCGAUAACUUUUAAACCUCAGUUUGCGUUGAAUUGCUUGAAUGAUCAUAACAGUAUUAUUUCACAUUUUAAAUCAAAAUAUCCCCAAUUGUUCGAUAACAGCCCAGGUAAAUAUAAAGGUAAAUCUAUUAAACUAACUUUCAAAAAAGAUUAUCAACCAAUUCAAUGUAAACCUUAUCAUGUCCCUUUCGCUUUGAAAGACAAAGUAGAUGCAGAAAUCGAUCUUUUGGUAAGAAUAGGUAAUUUGGAACAAGUUGAGGUGAGUGAAUGGGCUACUCCAGUAGUUCCUGUGGUGAAAGGGGAAGGAGUUCGUUUAUGCGGAAAUUUUAAAUUAACAGUGAAUCCUCAAAUAAUUGUUAAAAGAUAUCCAUUACCCUUAAAAGAAAAAGUGUUUCAGACGUUACAGGUUGGAACCAAAUGGUCCCAAAUUGAUUUAAAACAUGCAUUUAUGCAAUUUGAAGUUGCUGAAGAUUGUAGAGAUCCAUUGACAAUAAUCACACAGAAAGGUUUGUUUAGGUACAAAAAAUUGCCAGAGGGUGUAGCCUCCAUCCCAGCAGAAUGUCAAGAUAUUGUUACUGAUAUUUUGAAAGGUAUUCCGAAUAUUGAAAUUUACAUAGAUAAUAUUUAUUGCACAGGAAAGAAUGAUUCAGAGCAUCUCGAUAAUUUAGAAAAAAUAUUUUAUAGGUUAAAUGAAGCAGGACUUAAAGUAAACGAAUCAAAAUGUGAAUUUUUCAGGUCUGAAAUAGAGAUAUUAGGAUUCAAAUUGGACAAAAAGGGUUUAUCACCAUCUCCUAGUAGAAUUCAUUCAAUUGUGAAUAUGCCUUCUCCAAAAACUAAAAAAGAACUUCAAGCAUUUUUAGGGUUAGUAAAUUUUUACGAGUCAUUUUUGUAUAAGCGAGCUGAUCAACUAAAGGUAUUGUACGAUGUUUUGAAAGAGAGCAAAUUUUAUUGGAAUUCUAAUUGUGAUCAAGCAGUUAAUUGGGUAAAGAAGGAAUUAGCAUCGGAUAAAGUUUUGGUUCCAUAUCAGCAAGAUAUUACUUUAGUAUUGGCUACAGACGCAAGUUACUCAGGGUUGUCAGCUAUUUUGUCUCACAGAUUUUCAGACGGUUAG